CUCACGAACGAGCGCGCCAAGCGCACAGCGCCGCCUUCCGGCAGAGGCCUCCCUCCCACCCACCCUCAGGUACCGGGCGUCGCUCCCCAGACCCCUCGCACCGUCCCCUGCCCGGGCCCGCUUCCGGGGUCUCAGCGGGUGCGGCUCACGAGUCCCCGGCCCCGCAUUCACCCUCACCCGGUAACCCCGGGCGUGCCCCGCACACAGCUCACCCCCACCGAGCGCCUCCCGCGGGCCGCCCACUACCCAGCGCGGCCGCACCGCGCGAGGCUUCCACUCCCACGCGUCCAGCCCGCCCCCCACACAGUCCCUCAACGCGCUCCUGCCGCGCGGCGCCGCCCCCUUCAGACAGCAGCGGCCCGGAUCCUAGACGCUUUUGACGGCUGGUCCUCCCCAGAAAAUGCACCGUGUGCGCCCAAACGUGGUGGGGUGGCGCCAGUACGCGGGACCCCGAGCUUGCAGCCUGUGCUUGAGAAAACACAAACAUCGUGUGCCUGCCUGCGCCCCUGAGAUCGAGUAGUAACCGCCAUUCAACUCUCCACCUCCAGCUUCUAGCACCGGGCACCGCCUCCACCCCCUCAUGUGCCAAGUGGAGUUCGAGCUGGCGCGCGCGGCCCUCAAGCAGCUGAAGGGUCCUGUGAGCGAUCCGGAGAAGCUGCUGAUCUACGGCCUCUACAAACAGGCCACCCAGGGCGACUGCGGCAUCCCCGCCCCUCCGGCCUCAGACGGGAAAGCCAGGGCCAAGUGGGAGGCUUGGAGCGCGAACAAAGGGGUGUCCAAGAUGGACGCCAUGAGGAGCUACGCGGCCAAAGUGGAGGAGCUGAAGAAGAAGGAAGUGGGGGGCAUGGAGCGCAAACAAAGGGGUGUCCAAGAUGGACGCCGUGAGGAGCUAGGCGGCCAGAGUGAGGAGCUGAAGAAGGAAGUGGGGGGCACGGAGCGCGAACAAAGGGGUGUCCAAGAUGGACGCCAUGAGGGGCUACGCGGCCAGAGUGAGGAGGUGAAGAAGAAGGAGGCUGGCUGAGGGCUCCUCGGGAAUGGAAAGGGCUUCUUAGACCUUGAUGGCUGAAACGUCCUGAAACUGUCGCAAGCUUAGCCGAGACAUCAAUAAAUCACUUAAACUGCGUGAGAGUGACCGACUGCUGUUGGAACAGAGGAACUGGAGGAACUCGGUGACUGAGUGCUGGGGAGGCGUCCAAAUACACAGACUGGCUUUUUGUAUGGUUUUGGGUGGAGUUCCCAGCCCUCCUAUUACAAGGGCGUAUGUAGGUAUUUGGCAGGAGAGAGGGGGACUGUGCUGUGGAAAUGCCCAAGAUCUGAGGGCAGGAGACCAUUCUCCAGUGACGGCCUCUUGGGAGGCUGAGGCCCCAGCCCCUUCUCUCUUCAAGGCGGAUUCACUAAUACCCCAACACCACAAAGGGGAGCGGGACUCUGUCCUAAACACUAAAGUCCAAAAGCCCCCACUGGAACAUGGGGCCUACUAAGUUCAUGUUUUGAGGGAGACCAAGCUUUCCGUGAUGAUAAUGCGGUGACACAAUUGAUGGGUCAGAACACAGCAGCUGAGAAACAAUGGAGCAGAUUGGUGUCAAAAUCCCAGCCCCAGAAAGGCUCACCUAAGGCUGGGCAACCCACAUGUUCUCGGGACUGUUUUGUACUUAACCCUGGUUUCUGCUUAGGGGAUGUUGGUGGGACAAUAUGCAUAUGGAUGUGUAUGUUGGAUUUGCUGCAAGAGCACAACACACCCCUUGACCUAUGCAAGUGCCAGAGUGUCUGAACCCAGCUUCUACUCCUGUUAAUGAUCACGGGGGCCUCAAUGCACAACCAUUGUGCAUGGCAGCUGGAGUAUGGAAUAGUGAAUGGUAUCCAGAGAGGCAGGUCUACAGUGGCAUAUGGGAUUUCCUGGUACUUCUUCCUUAAUAGAAAGUAUUUUCACAUAUCAUGGCAUCAGGUCAGCUCCAGUUCUCAUUGGGACCAAUAAAACAAUAGGAGCAACAACCAUAAAGACUUAAGAGGACAAAGGAAACAAACCUCACUGUGUGUCUUCAAGAUCUGUUCACACAGUUGCAGGAAGUUGCUAUAGACAAAGUACAUUACUAAAAAAUGAAGCCCACCCAGGACAUCACAGCGACGAAAGUAUUAUUUCUGGUAACUGGACGAGGCGAGAGCCACACUGGAGAAGAGCAGUGCUGCCCUCUCUUCUUUGGUGAAUGUUAUGAAGACGUUCUGAUGCACUUAGGAUCGUGGUUCAUGUUAAAUGUAAAUAGUAAAAAUAAUACAUCUUGUUCCAAAAUGUGGUGACAAUUUAGAAGCUGUCUAUAUAGCCAGAACACUGUAAAUCACAGAACCUAGAAAGUAAAAAUGUGCCAUAAUUAGGACAGCAGAAAGUAACAGUAAGAUAAAGUUUU
This is a messenger RNA of Cercocebus atys (sooty mangabey), 2402 nucleotides long. RefSeq names its product diazepam-binding inhibitor-like 5. The transcript has a single exon. Gene Ontology annotation, cellular component: mitochondrion. The record is from RefSeq and is a predicted model, not a curated record. Gene Ontology annotation, biological process: fatty acid metabolic process. Gene Ontology annotation, molecular function: fatty-acyl-CoA binding. Bases 581 to 1021 code for a protein of 146 amino acids. Lineage: Eukaryota; Metazoa; Chordata; Mammalia; Primates; Cercopithecidae.